Equus quagga is the source of this 916-nucleotide messenger RNA. It is a transcript of the gene PCGF1, whose product is annotated as polycomb group ring finger 1. The coding region runs from base 37 to 816 and encodes 259 amino acids. The transcript has 9 exons. Gene Ontology annotation, molecular function: promoter-specific chromatin binding. NCBI's taxonomy places the organism in Eukaryota, Metazoa, Chordata, Mammalia, Perissodactyla, Equidae. Gene Ontology annotation, biological process: negative regulation of transcription by RNA polymerase II. Gene Ontology annotation, cellular component: PRC1 complex. The record is from RefSeq and is a predicted model, not a curated record.
GGCACCGGAAGUGGCAGGCCGGGAUCAGCCUUUAAGAUGGCGUCUCCUCAGGGGGGCCAGAUUGCGAUCGCGAUGAGGCUUCGGAACCAGCUCCAGUCAGUGUACAAGAUGGACCCGCUACGGAACGAGGAGGAGGUACGAGUAAAGAUCAAAGACCUGAAUGAGCACAUCGUCUGCUGUCUGUGUGCCGGCUACUUCGUGGAUGCCACCACCAUCACAGAGUGUCUUCAUACUUUCUGCAAGAGUUGUAUUGUGAAGUACCUCCAAACCAGCAAGUACUGCCCCAUGUGCAACAUCAAGAUCCACGAGACACAGCCACUGCUCAACCUCAAACUGGACCGGGUCAUGCAGGACAUUGUGUACAAGCUAGUGCCUGGCUUGCAAGACAGUGAAGAGAAACGAAUUCGAGAAUUCUACCAGUCCCGAGGACUGGACCGUGUCACCCAGCCCAGUGGGGAAGAGCCAGCCCUGAGCAACCUUGGCCUCCCCUUUAGCAGCUUUGACCACUCCAAAGCCCACUACUAUCGCUAUGAUGAGCAGCUGAGCCUGUGUCUGGAGCGGCUGAGUUCUGGCAAAGACAAGAAUAAAAGCGUCCUGCAGAACAAAUAUGUCCGAUGUUCUGUUAGAGCUGAGGUUCGCCAUCUCCGAAGGGUCCUGUGUCACCGCUUGAUGCUAAAUCCCCAGCAUGUGCAGCUCCUUUUUGACAAUGAAGUGCUCCCUGAUCACAUGACCAUGAAGCAGCUAUGGCUCUCCCGCUGGUUCGGCAAGCCAUCCCCUUUGCUUUUACAAUACAGUGUGAAAGAGAAGAGGAGGUAGGGGCCAAGCCCCCACCCCAUCCCUCUCCCCUUCCUUCCUCAGAUAUUUAUGUGAAAUUAACUGCGGCUUUAUUUUUUGAAAUAAAAACUUUAAAAAAGCA